Molecule: messenger RNA, 3079 nt
Organism: Gryllus bimaculatus (two-spotted cricket)
Lineage: Eukaryota; Metazoa; Arthropoda; Insecta; Orthoptera; Gryllidae
Source: the annotation of a GenBank genome assembly
ACGUCUCCCCGAAUUGUCAGGACGUUGACCGAAAACUUAAAGUGUAUGUCUGGAUUCGUUUGAUUGCGUGACUCGGGCAUGACUUCUCGCGUCGGAAUUUGAUCUUUGAUCGCAUUAAUUUAUCGGCGCGUGGGUCCUUAUACUGCGCGCCAUGUGUUCCUUGCCAGUCGCGACUAGCGAGUAGUCGUCGGAACGUUGUCGUUAGGAUCAAAGGUGAAGCGCUGCAUAAAGUCUGCAUGCCGAUAAAUAUAAAUUGUGCCCGUUUAUAAUUGCGCACGUUGACUGAAAUGUCAGUUGAAUUUUAAUGGUGCAUGGUUUCUGUGUCCGUAUGACCUUCAGCUCAAACUUGUGUAACGUAGUACCUGAACUUAGACGAAAAAGAUGGCAACAAUGCUGUACCGGAGUCUUGUUCUAGCAGAGACGUUUGCACGAAAAAACGGGCCAAAGCUUUUAGUAGCUUCAAUCCCCACGAAAUGGCAACAGCCACAACGAAAUUUAAAUGUUCACGAGCACAUCAGCUUCUCUCUCCUGAAAGAGGCGGGCGUACCAGUGCCCAACUUCGGUGUGGCUAAGAACCCAAAAGAAGCCGCCGAUAUAGCAAAAUCUUUAAAUGUUAAAGAUAUUGUAUUGAAGGCCCAAGUGUUAGCUGGUGGCCGUGGUAAGGGAGCCUUCAAGAAUGGAUUGAAAGGUGGUGUUAGAAUGGUAUACACGCCAGAAGAGGCAAGUGAUAUCGCCGGUAAAAUGAUUGGUGAUUACUUGAUCACUAAACAAACUGGAGAAAAAGGUCGAAUUUGUAAUGCUGUCAUGGUCACUGAAAGAAAAUUUCCCCGGAAAGAAUAUUACUUUGCAAUUAUGAUGGAACGUGCCUUUCAAGGUCCUGUUCUGAUUGCUUCUGCACAAGGUGGUGUGAAUAUUGAAGAAGUAGCUGCAGAAAACCCUGAGGCAAUUAUAUAUGAACCAAUUGACAUUACAGAAGGUCUAUCAAAAGAAAAAGCACAAUCUGUUGCAACAAAAGUUGGUCUUGGUGAUAACAAAGACACAGCAGAGAUGUUGCUUCGUUUAUACAAUUUAUUUCUCAAGAAAGACGCUUUGUUGAUUGAAGUGAACCCAUAUGCUGAAGAUUCAAGUGGAAAAUUUUUUUCCCUGGAUUGCAAGAUGCGAUUUGAUGAUAACGCUGAUUUCCGCCAGAAAGAACUGUUUGAUAAACGAGAUUGGACACAAGAAGAUCCAAAGGAAGUUCAAGCUGCCAGGUUCAAUCUUAACUAUAUUGCACUGGAGGGUGAUAUUGGCUGUUUAGUAAACGGCGCUGGUCUGGCUAUGGCAACUAUGGAUAUUAUCAAAUUACAUGGAGGAGAACCUGCUAAUUUCUUAGAUGUGGGAGGUGGUGCUACUGCUGCUCAAGUUAAAGAAGCAUUCAAAAUUAUUACAGCUGAUCCAAAGGUGCAUGCUAUUCUUGUGAACAUCUUUGGUGGAAUUAUGCGAUGUGAUGUAAUAGCAGAAGGCAUCAUUGCAGCUGCCAAGGAACUCAAUUUAAAAAUGCCAAUUGUUUGCCGUCUCCAGGGCACGAAUGUGGAUGACGCCAAGGUGCUGAUUGCUUCAUCUGGCCUAAAAAUCCUGGCCUGUGACAAUCUGGAUGAGGCUGCUCGUCUGGUGGUGAAACUGUCCAACAUUGUGAGCCUCGCCCGAGCUGCCAAGCUCGACGUCAACUUCGAAAUUCCUCUGUAAAACAAAAGAAAUCUUUGUCCUCUACUCUUCACAAUCCUUGUCCCUCGUGCUCUUCUGCCUGCCCCUCUUUCAGUGAUGUCCUGUAGUCUCAAACCGAAGGCACAGAAUCAUCUUCUGUUACAAGAGUCGGAGUAGUCGGGGACAUUUUUUGUGUUCCACAAGUCCUGGUAGUGGUUGUUCUUGUCAAGGACUUGCUCUGCUGAUUUAAUGGCUAAGCCAGAGACUACUUCACCUUACAUCUGCUACGGAUAGGGUGUGUACAUUUUCCCUUGGUGAAGUUUUGCUAUAUCCAUUGUAUUAAAAUUCACUGCCAUUAUAUGGCAUUGAUCUUGUUGUUACCUUGAGUAGUACCAACAUCUUUGAAAGGUGCCAGGAAUUUACCUGUCCUUGCAAGAAAAUUUUGUGAAAAGUAUUAUAAAAGAUGUAUGUAGAUUAGAGUAUGAAAUUUCUUUGCCUCAAAGAGUGGUUGACAAGUUCUGUCCUUUUAGGAUGUACUUGUUUGUAGUGUAUAUUGCUUAUGAGUGGUCUUGCUCCGAGGAUUUAGAGCUGCACGAGGCCAUUCGUUUGCCAGGGAGCAAACUGUAAUGAAAUACACCCUCAAGCAAUCCUGGUGAAAACUGCCAACCUGCUUGAGAUGCAACCCUUUACCCCCGCUUAUUUAUAUGUAGCUUGUAAAUGUUGAAGUCAUUUUCUGUUACCCUCUGAUAGAGAAAUACUCUGUAUGUUGUUGUUAUUUUAAUUUUUUUUUUUUGUACAAAUAUAUUUAAUUCUUGUAAAAUAUAGUAGUUAUUUCACCCACCUUACUGCAAUCCUCAUCCUGCAUUAGAAGUUAGCUCUGCCUGAGUACAUAAUUUGCUAUGUAGGCCCAUGGAAUAGUGUGCAGUAUGAUUUUAAUUUGUGAUAUAAAAAAUAUUUUUCUAAUUCCCAAAGAUAUUGCAAGUGAAAUUUAUGAUCAGUGGGUGCUCCUGCAAAUUGUGAAUGGUUUUGGUUAGCCUUUUGGCUGUUGUAUUGUUCUUUCAGGGAAAUUUUGCAGAAGAAGCUAAUAAAUCCUUUGCUAAAACUACUCUACCACUCAUCAUGGCCCCUGGGUUUGAGGAAGCCGCAUGCAAGAUAGUUGUCUGCUUGCAACUUGUCAAGAAAACUCAGCGUUAGUUAAAGCUGCAACAAUCUGAACUAGAUAAAAAGUCCUUAUCACAUGCACCCGCUAAUAUGUUUCAAGACUACGGAGCAUUGCAAAUAUUGGAGGCACAUUUGGUUAUCGUUUAUCAGUGUAUAUUAAAUGAUAAUUUUCCAUAUUUGAGUUUGUAAAUAUAUAAAUCUUUGGGAUGAAUAAAUAUAUUAUAUAAAGAAUUUG